AUGUGUUUGGCUAAGGAAAAAAAACAAUCCCCGCAGAAGGAGGUCACGUCACCCCGCUCACCCUGGGCAAAGCUCUUAAAUCGUCAGAGUUCGAAGCCCCGACUUCCUCGUAAAGUGACGACCUCAGCGCGGGUUAAUCUUAACAAGUGCUGGUCUAAGUUAGGAGAAUUUAUCUCUAACUCGGGCCCACGCAACGACCUACCAUCACAAAAGACUGCAUACCCCGAGGAACCUAUUCUCGUUCCUUUCUCGGACUUCUUCUACCCCGUGGAUACGGUGAAACCGGUGCCCAUCGAGGAAAAUGACAACGCUGAGAACCAGAACAUCGUUAACAACCGUUUCGAGCUUAUCAACGAUGAUCUGGAGGUCAGCGAGAACAUGGCCAACGAAGUGAGGGAAAUCUGCUAUUCAGCCUCUGAGAACUGUCUCGUAUGUAAUCUUUGUAACUAG
Messenger RNA from Arctia plantaginis, 450 nucleotides. Lineage: Eukaryota; Metazoa; Arthropoda; Insecta; Lepidoptera; Erebidae. The record is from the annotation of a GenBank genome assembly.